AUGUAUGAUUAUCAAUUUUCUGUUAAAGGAAUUAAAGAUAAGAAGAGGCCAGAGUCAUGGGCGAAAAUAACAGCUUUAUUAGAGACAAUGGAUGAAUUUAUUGCUACAGAAUGGUUAUGGUUCAUAAAUUCGUCGGAUCAAAUUAUAAUAGGAUAUGAUUGUCAUGGCCUUAAUACGGAUUCGUUCUUUAUUAGGAAUACCAAUUGGUCAAGGAAAUUUCUUAAAAUAGUUUAUAAUUCAGAACUUUAUGAAACUUUGAAUCACGAUAAUAAGGAAGAUGAACGAACUGUAAUACAAAGGUUGAUCGAUUUUGAAGGCUACGAUAUUGCUGAUAAAAUUAAAUUUGUACCUCUUCGAACAUUGAAUGCUUUACCUUUAAUAAAUGAUUGCGAUAAUGAUAAAAGAUAUUCAUGGCACAAAGAUGAUUUUUUAUUUAAUUUUUCUGGAUGUGAUACGAUGGGUGAUACAAAUACAAAGGAAAACUCGAAAGAUUUGUUAAAGUUGCUCGAAGAAUAUCAAGACCAUGAUAUGACAAUUAUAGUUGGAGAAGAACCAAAUACCAAAACUUUUUAUGUUCAUUCAAAUAUACUUCGUGUUAGAUCCAAUUAUUUUAAAACUUUUUUGUCAACAAAUUGGAUUCGUAGAGAAGAUGAUAAGAUACGUUUUUCAAAACCAAAUAUUGAUCCUGAAAUUGAAUUUCAAGAAGAUUUAGAUCCAUUAAUUAUAUUUGAUUGUAUUAAAGCAGCGGAUGAAUUAGGAAUUUUAGAAUUUCUUUUUUAUUCACAAAAUUAUUUAUUAAAUCAUAAGAUUGCUUGGUUAAAUCAAAAUUUGGUAUUAAUUUAUCGAGAUAGUUUUGGAUUAGAUUCGAUGAGAGAGUUACAAGAAUUUAAAUUAGGAAUAACCUUGAAGAAUUGUAUUAAACAUAUUAGAUUUCAUAAUAUGAAUAUAAAUGAAAUUGUUAACAAUGUUUUACAAUAUAAAGAAGUUCUUGGAUCAAAGGAGGAGUCAACGAAUAAACGCAAAACGACCAUGAAAAAGAAAUUACCAAAUAGAGGAGCAGCGAUAUCAACAAUAAUGAGUUCAGGUGAUGCAGCCAUAAUUGCCAGUUGGAUUGAUCGUAAAGAUAUAUUUAAUAAUCAAGAAGGAAAUACUGAAAAUAAUAAUAAUGAAUUUAAUGAGAAUAGAAAUAAUAAUAAUAAUAAUAUAAAUAAUAAUAAUAAUAAUAAUAAUAUAAAUAAUAAUAUAAAUAAUAAUAUAAAUAAUAAUGGUAAUAGAGAACAUAAUUAUGAUAUAUUUGUGGGAGGUUAUAAUCCUGAUGUUUGGCAUAAUACUUUAUGGCCUCAAUAUAAAAAAAAUGAUAAGGCAUUUAUAUUUUC
Diversispora eburnea is the source of this 1376-nucleotide messenger RNA. Lineage: Eukaryota; Fungi; Glomeromycota; Glomeromycetes; Diversisporales; Diversisporaceae. The record is from the annotation of a GenBank genome assembly.